This is a messenger RNA of Naegleria gruberi, 2436 nucleotides long. RefSeq lists its product as uncharacterized. The record is from RefSeq and is a predicted model, not a curated record. The coding region runs from base 1 to 2436 and encodes 811 amino acids. The transcript has a single exon. Gene Ontology annotation, molecular function: GTPase activity; GTP binding. NCBI's taxonomy places the organism in Eukaryota, Heterolobosea, Eutetramitea, Acrasida, Naegleriidae.
AUGCAAUCUGCUAAACCUCUCAUAUUAUUCAAAAGCUCUGUUAAUGGAGAAUUAAAUUCAUCUGAUUGUGGUGAACCUUUUCUGGUUCAAGAAACAGUCAAUGAAUUACUACAAUUGACCGAUUUACUCAACAAACCAGUCAAGGUAAUUGGAGUAUGUGGUCCAAAGAGGGCUGCUAAAACUUCUCUUGCCAAUUAUCUUGCUCAAUCUGUAUCAUUUGAAGUUGGACAUUCAAUUGAGUCCAAAACAAAGGGUAUUUGGUUGUUUGUAGUUGAUAAACAAGAUCAUUCCUUAAUCAUUUUGGAUUCUGAGGGUUUUGAUGAAGCCUCAACUGCCCAAGAUCAACUCUUGUUCAUUAUCCUGUACUUUUUGUGUUCCCUCCUUGUUUUCAAUACCAGUCAUGUGCCAACAAGACAAAAUGUUCAAGAUUUACAAUUUCUAGCCGAAUUUAAAUCCAAGCUACUUGUAUCUGAAGCUUCAACCCAUAACAAAUCUGUUCAUCCAACCUUCUUGAAUUCAUUUGGUCCAAACUUUUUAUGGUUGAUUAGGGAUAAAUUCUUGAAUAUUCCCAACGAAUUUCAAGACAUGGAAGAUUUCAUGUUGAGAGUAGUCCUGGCAAAAUCAAAUGAUGGAAAGGAUCAUUUGAGAGAAAACAUUCUCACCAUCUUCAAUAGAGUCUUCUUUGAUUUUUUACCUGUACCUGGAGAGCCAUCAUUCCAGUCAAAAUUGGAACAUGUUACAAUGAAUGUUAUUUUGGCUAAUGUUCCAUUAAAAAAAUUGGUCAAUCCUGAAGAUAUUGGCGAUAGAGAAAGUGUUACUUUGGAAACAUUCCUUAAAUUGGUUGAACUUGUUAUUCAUCAAAUGACUCGAACUCUUAACAAGAUUCCAGUAAUUGACAAUAUUUUUCAUACCAUCACCUCCAAUAAGGAAAUUUACAAUUUAAAACGUGCCGUUCAAGUAUACGUUGAUCACAUGAGCAGGGAACUUGAUGAUAUUGACCCAGUUGACUAUGACAUAUUCACUGAAAUAGAUAAGCAAGCUGUUGCUAAGGCAACCAAAACCUAUUUUGAAGGAAUUCCAUCUUCAACUGCAGAUUCGAAUAGAUUACUUUCUGAUCUCAUGCAAAAGAAGAAGAGUUUCAUUGACGACCAAAAUGAAAAAUCCAAAACAUAUUGUACCUCUCUCAUCAAACAAUUGUACUCGAAAAUGGUUGCUCCCCAAGUAAAACAGUUAAUGAAUGUCAGAGGUGAUAUUUCCAUGUUGCUUGACACUAUUGAUAAAUUCAAGAAGGAAUACCAUUCGAAAGCUAAAGGAAACAUGGCAGUCUCUGUUUUGAAUGGCUAUUAUAAUCAUCAUAUUACUAAGGAUUUGAAUAAUUUGAGUUCAAUAAGAGAGUAUGAAGAGAAUGUGAAGAAUAUUAAGGAAGAAUUUUCUCACAACUUGGUUCAGUUGAAGGAAGCUGAAAAAUCUCUUGUCACAUUUGAGAACAAUAUUUCUCAAAAUACAAACUAUCAACAAAUGCUAGAAAUGCAAACAAAACUGCAAUCUGAACUCUUUAAAGAAGUGAUGAUUGCUCAGAGGGAAUCACAAGCUAAUACUCUAGUCUCCAUUGAUAUGCUCUCAAAGAGUAUGCAUGACUCUCAGAGACAAGCUCUUAGCAUGUAUUCUGCAAUGCAACAAUCUCAGCAACAAGCACAAACUCAACAAUUAGCUCUCGUUCUAGAGCAUAAUAGAAUUGCAAGUGAGCAACUUAAUCAAGCAAUGGAAAAAACUACUCAAGCAGUAAUUCAGUAUAAUGCCAAUAGAGAAGAUGAUUCUUUUUUGGGAAAGGUUGGAAAGAUUGGUUUAAUAGUUGGUUUAGGUGCUUUGGCACCUGCAUUGGGUGCCAUUCCACAUGUUGGAUCUGUCCUCUCUGCAACAGCUACAGGAAUGAGUGCAGUUAUGGGAAAGCAAUUGCUCGGACAAGAAUAUGACCCAAGACUAAUUCAAACCAAUACUACUCCUACUCCUCCAAAGGUUAGUCAUAGUCCAUCAGUCAAUCGAGACUCCUUAUUAUCUCAAUUCACAACCAAUGCUCUCUCACAACAAGUGCAUCCACAAAAUCAACAAGUAACCAACAGCCAUCAACCAAGAGCUGUUGUUAGCCAGCUGCCAAGAAAGAAUCCUAUUGUGCAACCUCAAAAAUCUUCAAUCACAGAGUCCACAAAAUAUGAAUUGGGUGGAGAGUUUAAACAAGUUGGCCUCAAUGGAUCUUAUUCCAAUACUGUUACAAAAGAUAUGUUUCCUUAUGGCUGUCAAUGGGGAUGUGGACGUGAAAAUGUUUGUUCAAAGCCAGGCCAUUCAUGUGGAAGACCAUCAUGCAAUGAGGAAAGAAAUAAGAAAUCCUAUUUCAAAGGCACACUUGGUGUAAUGUCAACAACAAGAAACAAGUUGUGA